Molecule: messenger RNA, 2486 nt
Organism: Lacerta agilis (Sand lizard)
Lineage: Eukaryota; Metazoa; Chordata; Lepidosauria; Squamata; Lacertidae
Gene: PGGHG
Product: protein-glucosylgalactosylhydroxylysine glucosidase
Exons: 13
Coding region: 165-2276 (703 amino acids)
Biological process (GO): carbohydrate metabolic process
Molecular function (GO): catalytic activity
Source: RefSeq, a predicted model, not a curated record
UCUCUGCCUGGUCAGCCUAAGCACAGCAACACAAUGUUUCCACUUCCUUAUAAGAACAUUUUUCACACCUCCAUCCAGCUCUGAGCUUACAUUUCAUUUUGCGUGCCUUAGUGCUGAGUAUUGUGAUUACACGCAUAACAUUUCUCAUCUGAUGAAAUAUUCACAUGUGCCAUCACAUUGUUUUCAGCUGCCUGUGGUAUGUUGCCAUGGCAGAUGAGGAUCCUGCUGUGUUCACCUCUGCCACUUUGCCCUCUGACCCCCGUCUCCUUGCCACGGUGACCAACUCCUACCUGGGCACUCGUGUCUACAGGGACAUCUUGCAUGUAAACGGGGUGUAUAAUGGAGCAGUCGGGGACUGUCAUCGUGCUGAUGUUCCCAGCCCUAUUAAUGUCAAAAUGAGUGCGGCUGCUGAGGACAGCAUGACCGAGACUUUCUCGUUGGACACCAGGACAGGGACCUAUAUCCACACAAUCCAGGCCUCGGGUUAUACAGCCACUCACAGGAUCUAUGCCCACCAAUCCCUUGUUCACCUUCUGGCCUUCAGCGUAACCAUCCAGAGGUCAACACUUGAAGGCGCACCCAUUGCUGUGAAUCUACAGACCCAAUUCACACCUGAGAGUCCAGACCUGGACUUGCACAGAGGGGCAGAUUUCCAGGGAGCUCACUACAUCUAUGGAAAGACUUUGGUCCCUGAGGUGGAGGGUGGCCCUCGGCCUACUGUACACAUGAUCUGGACCCCAGUGCUACAAGCAGUGACCCUCCCUGAGGAGGAGAAGGAAAAGACCUGGGAGUUCCUCACAGCUGUAGCAGAGAGUGAAGAGGAUGUGAAAAGGAGCUUUAGUGAAGGAAUGUCACUGAUUGUCUCUCAUUCAUUGUAUGUGUCUCACGUCCAGGCAUGGACAGCCCUCUGGAAAGGAUGCUGUGUGGAAGUUGAGGGACCUCUUUCACUGAGCCAGGCUGUUUAUGGAUGCCUCUAUUACCUGCUGAGUGCCAUUCCUCCCCUGGGUUCUUCUGACUUCCCAUUCUCCGGAAUUAGCCCUGGAGGCCUUUCUAAUGGCACCUCGGGUGAAGAUUACUGGGGCCAUGUCUUCUGGGACCAGGAUACCUGGAUGUACCCAAACAUCUUGCUUUUCUAUCCGGAAGCAGCUUGUGCUAUCCUGAAAUACCGGAUUCGAACGCUAGGAGGAGCUCUGUGCAACGCACAGGAGCAAGGAUACAAGGGUGCAAAGUUCCCCUGGGAGAGUGCAGCAACAGGCCGAGAGGUCUGCCCUGAGGAGGUUUAUGGAAACGAGGAAAUCCACAUCAAUGGAGAUGUUUUGCUGGCAUUUGAGCAGUAUUACUACAUCACUCAGGACCUGGAGCUCUUUCAUCAGGCAGGAGGCUGGGAGGUGGUCCAUGCUGUGGCUCAGUACUGGUGCAGCCGGGUGGUGUGGAACCCAGAAGAGCAGAGCUACCACAUCCUUGGUGUCCUGCCCCCCGAUGAAUAUCAUUCUGCUGUAGAUAACUCUGUUUAUACCAAUGCCAUUGCUCAGAGGAGCUUGAAUUUUGCAGUUGACUUGGGGUCUAAGUUGCAUAUUCCAAUCCCUGAAGAAUGGGAGGAAGUUCGGAAGAAAAUUAAAGUGCCUUUUGAUAAAAGCAGGAAUUACCACCCAGAGUAUGAUGGGUACUGCCCAGGUGAGCAAGUGAAACAGGCUGAUGUUGUCCUGCUUGGAUUCCCUGUCAUGUAUCCCAUGGACCCAGAAGUCAGAAGGAAUGACCUAGAGAUGUAUGAGCCAGUGACUGACCCUCAGGGGCCAGCCAUGACCUGGAGCAUGUUUGCUAUUGGCUGGUUGGAGCUGAAGGAGACCAGAAGGGCCCAACAGCAGCUGAGCAAAUGUUUCAGUAACAUCACUGAGCCAUUCAAGAUCUGGGUGGAGAACCCUGAUGGAUCAGGAGCUGUGAACUUCCUUACAGGGAUGAGUGGAUUUCUGCAGGCUAUCAUUUAUGGAUACACUGGAUUCAGGAUCACCAAGAAGCACCUGAAGUUUGACCCCGUUUGUCCAGAUGACAUAAAGAAGCUAAAGAUCACCGGCGUGUGCUACUUAGGAAGCAAGCUGGAUUUCACCCUUACCAAAGAAGAUGUCACCAUCCGAGUGACCCAGGCCUCCUCCGUCCUACAGUCACCUGGUCUGGAGGCUGUGCUGGCAGGAACAGGCGAGCAUCUUCCCUUAAAUGAAGGACAGAGCAUCUCCUUCCCUGCAGUUGCUGGCUGGAUCCAGAAGGUUGAAACAAUUUAAAGCCAGCUUGUUUUGAUUCUAUGACAAGUAUGAAAAAACUACCAAGCCUUUGCAAGCAUAGCAGAUAGCCAGUAGUAUCUUAGAGCCUUUGUAGUUCAUGUUAGCAUGCAUCAAUACUGAAGAGCCUGAAUCUUGAGUUCUUGACUGCAUUCAUUGUGCAUAUAAUCAACCUGCUGAAAUGGGAGCUGAAAUUCCCACCCACCCACCCAC